Molecule: messenger RNA, 2794 nt
Organism: Monopterus albus (swamp eel)
Lineage: Eukaryota; Metazoa; Chordata; Actinopteri; Synbranchiformes; Synbranchidae
Gene: cat
Product: catalase
Exons: 13
Coding region: 125-1708 (527 amino acids)
Biological process (GO): hydrogen peroxide catabolic process; response to hydrogen peroxide
Cellular component (GO): peroxisome; mitochondrion; cytoplasm
Molecular function (GO): heme binding; catalase activity
Source: RefSeq, a predicted model, not a curated record
GGGGCGGGGUCACAUUGAGCAAAUUCCAGGAAGAAUGUCUGAGGCAUUUAGAUAAUAGGAUAACAUUUUGAUUCCACAACACCGCCUGCACAGUGUCAGGUCUAAACGUGCACAACUUGUCGAGAUGGCUGACAACAGAGAUAAAGCUACCGAUCAAAUGAAGAUAUGGAAGGAGAAUAGAGGGUCUCAGAGGUCAGACACACUGACCACAGGGGCUGGCCAUCCCAUUGGAGACAAGCUGAACCUGCAGACUGCAGGACCGAGGGGCCCUCUGCUCGUCCAAGAUGUGGUCUUCAGUGAUGAAAUGGCGCACUUUGACCGCGAACGAAUCCCAGAGAGAGUGGUGCACGCCAAAGGUGCAGGGGCAUUUGGCUACUUUGAGGUGACUCAUGACAUCACCCACUACUGUAAAGCUAAAGUCUUUGAGCACAUUGGGAAGACUACACCUAUCGCUGUCCGCUUCUCCACUGUGGCUGGGGAGUCAGGAUCAGCAGACACUGUGCGAGAUCCUCGAGGAUUUGCAUUGAAGUUUUACACUGAGGAUGGCAACUGGGACCUGACAGGCAACAACACCCCCAUCUUCUUCAUCAGGGACGCCAUGCUGUUCCCAUCCUUCAUCCACACCCAGAAGCGUAAUCCCCAAACACACUUGAAAGACCCCGACAUGGUGUGGGACUUCUGGAGCCUGAGGCCCGAGAGUCUGCAUCAGGUGUCUUUUCUGUUCAGCGAUCGGGGUCUGCCUAAUGGCCACCGUCACAUGAACGGCUACGGCUCUCACACCUUCAAACUCGUCAAUGCUGACGGAGAGUGUGUCUACUGCAAGUUCCAUUACAAGACUGAUCAAGGGAUAAAGAAUCUGACAGUGGAGGAGGCAGAACACCUGGCUUCCACCAACCCAGAUUAUGCUAUUGGAGACCUGUUCAACGCCAUUGCCAAUGGGAACUAUCCAUCCUGGACCUUCUACAUCCAGGUCAUGACGUUUGAGCAGGCUGAGAAGUUCCCAUUCAACCCCUUUGAUCUUACCAAGGUUUGGCCCCAUAAAGAUUACCCUUUGAUUCCCGUGGGCAAAUUGGUUCUCAACAGGAACCCAGUAAACUACUUUGCAGAGGUGGAGCAGCUGGCCUUUGACCCCAGCAACAUGCCCCCAGGCAUCGAGCCGAGUCCAGACAAGAUGCUGCAGGGUCGUCUCUUCUCCUACCCAGACACCCAUCGACACCGGCUGGGAGCCAACUACCUGCAGAUCCCUGUCAACUGCCCAUACAGGGCCCGUGUGGCCAACUACCAGCGUGACGGUCCGAUGUGCGUAUUUGAUAAUCAAGGUGGAGCUCCAAACUACUACCCCAACAGCUUCAGCGCACCAGAGAACCAGCCUCAGUUUUUGGAGUCCAAGUCUAAGGCAUCUCCAGAUGUGGCCCGUUAUAACAGCACAGAUGAAGACAAUGUCACGCAGGUUCGUACCUUCUACACCCAGGUGCUGAACGAAGAGGAGCGCCAGAGACUUUGCCAGAACAUGGCUGGAUCCCUGAAGGGAGCCCAGCUCUUCAUCCAGAAACGCAUGGUUGAGAACCUGAAUGCUGUCCAUCCAGACUACGGAAACAAGGUUCAGACCCUUCUCAACAAGUACAAUGCAGAGGCCAAGAAGAACACAACUGUGCAUGUUUACAGCCGUUCAGGAGCCUCUGCCAUUGCUGCAUCCUCCAAGAUGUGAUGCCUUAAACUUCCAUCUCUGAGAACAAAUGCACUUAAAGUGCCCAUGGCAUGCUCAUUUCCAGCAAUUUAUUGUUUAAUUGUGAGUACCUCAAGAUUAGCUUUGCAUCCAUCAUAACGCCAAAUAGUGUAAUUAUUUCAGAACAAUAAAGUCUCUUCCUAAAUAUGAGAGGAUAGUUUGUGAAUGCACACAGCUCCUGUUGCUGGCGUUGUUGAAAUCUGUUCCCCCAAACAUUAUAACCGCAACCAACUAGGGGGGCACUACAUGAAACAGAGUUUGGGGGGGGGGGGGGAAGCAAACACUGACAAAUGAGCUAUAUUUUCAACAAUGACAAUACCUAAAAUACUACAUGACAUAGUCAAGCCAGAAUAGGAAAGUGGACAGCACAACGAACCACAACAGCAUUAAUUAAUAUGAAUAUCUCCUCCAUAGAUAAGUAAACAACGGCCGAAUCAUUUUAUGUGGCCCUCAAAAGCUUAAAAUGCGUAUGGUUGUCUUAAAAUAAAAGUCUAUACCAAUUAAAAAUGUACACUGACCAUAAACUACAUCACCCACAAUGCAUGUUGAUUUUGGGAGCCGCGAAGUAUUGGCAUCCCACCACUGGACGGCAGUGUUUAGCCUUCCACAUUUAACCAGCAACUUCCCGACAAGGGGAAAUGAGAAAUACCAACAAUUAAUCCCAAAAUGUCCAAGAAGAGAAAGGUUGAUGCAGAAGGAAGGCAGUUUAACGAAAGGUGGGAAAGUGAAUAUAUGUUUCUGCUUCAAGGACAAAACCCGUGUGUUUCGUGUGUCAUGAGGCGUUGGUGGUGUACUACAACAUGCGUUGGCAUUUUGAGACCAAACACGGAGCUAAGUAUGCUAAUUUAGCCUUCAAGAAAAACAACAAUUUGUCAAUUAAAAGACAGACUGCAGUUGCAGCAGGAAAUAUGCAAAAAAGCUACAGCAAACAUUAUGCUGGCUUGUUGUUAUUGUUGAGGAAAAAAUAUGUUGAAUUGAAAUUGUCUAAUUUAUUUUAUUGAGGAAAAAGUUGUUGCCGUCUGUUAAAGUUCAUAUUUCUGGUUAAAUCAUUGUCAGUUUGACAAUGAA